AUGGGCGCGCCCGGGGAGGACGACCCCGUGGAGGGCAGGCUCGGACGCGCCGCGCGAGGCGCGCUCGCCGCGACGCCCGCGCGCUCGCCGCUGAGCGUCGUCCCUCGCGACCGCGACCCGCCGAGCGCGAGCGCGUCGCCGGGACGACACCAACAAUGUGAUCUCGCCGCGCGCGACGACGCCGCGACGCCGCGACCCGGCGCGACGCCGUCCUCGGGCGCGGUGUGGAGGAGCGACCCCGCGCAUCACCACAUCGCCGACGCCGCUCCCGUGAUCAUCCCCGUCGCGACGCCGCACCGGACGAUCACCGGCGAGGCCGCGACGCGAGGCCCCGCGUACGAGCGCCUGCUCCGGCACUCCAACCACCUCGCGAAGCGCGUGACCACCGCGCACGCGCACCUGCACAAGGCGUUCAGCUCCGGCGCGGGCGCGCCGUACAUGACGACGACGCUGCGGUUAAAGUCCGGGCAGCACGCGCUGCGGUGCGUCGCGGAGGCGAUGCCGCUCGCGGACUCGCUGUUGAGCGCGUGGGACGACGCGUGGGGAUCGCAGAUGCAUCAUCUCUCGCUCCGAGCGGAGAGCGCGGAGGCGGAGAUGGCCAAGUCCGCGGAGACGACCGAGCGCGCGAUCGCCGAGGCGGAGGCGUACCGCGCGGAGACGGAGGCGUACCGCGCGGAGAUGGACCUGAACGUGGACAGGAUCGCGCGCGCGGCGGCGAUCGAGGAUGAAAAGAAGGAACUCGCGGCGAAGCUCGAGGCGUGCGCGCCGCUGCCGGCGGCGCUCGCGGCGGCGGAGGCGCUCGCGGCGAGCGCGACGCGCGAGGCCGAGCGCGCGACCGCGGCGGCGAAGAGAGAGGUGGAGAGGAUGACCGCGGAGCUCGACGAAGCGCGCGCGACGUGCGACGCCGCGGAGGAGUACGCGCAGACGGCGCGAGGGUCGCUCGCGGAGCGCGACGCGCAACUCGCCGAGACGAAAAAAGCGCUCGCCGCGCGCGAGGGCGAGGCGAAACGCGUCGCCGCGGAGCUCAAGACCGCGGUCGACGCCGCGGCGUUAAGCGCGGCGGCGGAGCAGGAGGCGCGGCGCGGGAUGGACGUCGCGCGCGCGGAGGUCGCGCCGUUGCGGGAGGCGUUGGAGGGCGAACGCGAAGGGCGAAAGGGCGCGGAGAGACUCGCCGCGGACGCCGCGGAGACGCGACGCGACGCGGAGCGCCGGGCGUCGGACGCGGAGGCGCACGCGCAGGAGUGGGAGAUCCGGACGACGUCGUUGCACGCGCAGAUGGUCUCCGCGGAGGAGACGAUACGGAAUUUGGAACGGAAGCUCAAGGACGCGCACGCGGACGCGGCGAAUAAACAGCUCGAACUCUCCGAGAAGAUCAUCGCCCUGGAGGACGAGCUCCGCGCGACGCGCAAGGGCGCCGCGGAGGCGUACUCCGCCGCGGCGAACUCCGCGAAGCUCGGCCCGGAGAUCGCGACGAUGGAGGAGACGUCGCGGCGGCUGCGGCAGGACCUCGCCGCGGCGGAGCGCGUGCGAUUCGCCGCGCAGAUGGUCGCCGGGAAGACCGAAGUCACCAUCGCGGAAGCCGCGGCGAUGGAGUUCGACGACGCCGCGAUGGACGAGGUCGCGAUGAGCCGCGGCGGGAGGCUCGUCGCGGAUCUCUCAUCGCAGAUGGCGGCGAUGCGCGACGAGCUCGCGGCGCUGAAAAACCACGCGCCGCCGCCGAGGAGCCCGCGGACGUCGCGCGGCGCCGCGUCCGCGAUCAGCCGCGGCGCGACCCCGCGCGCGAGCGCGAGCUUCAACCACGGGCCGAUGUCGGGCCGAACCUCGCCCGCGCUCAGCGCGAGCGGCGGCGGCCUCGGCGUCGCGGAGGUGGGCGUCGCCGCGGAGAUCGGCGUCGCGGCGGAGAUGGAGACGUUGCGGCGGCGGCUGGCGGAGGCCAACGCGCACGUCGCGUCGCUCGCGUCCGAGCGCGAGCGCCUGGGGAUCGGGCACGGGCGCGCGGGAGGCGGCGGCGCGGGCGGGUACGGCACGCCCGCGACGGGCGGCGUCGGCGCCAACGCGUUGCUCGCGCCUCCGCCGACGUAUUACGGCGGGUUCUUCGACCGCGCGCUGAGCGAGGCGGGGAAGGUGAUGCAGAGCGCGGAGGCGAGGAACGCGGACGCGGUGGGUAAGGUGACGUCGUACGGCGCGCGCGGGGACGAUAGGGCCGCGGCGAAGAAGGCUGCGAAGUCGUCGUGGGGGAAGGCUGUGGAGGGGACGACGACGCGCGCGAAGUCGCCGAGGCCGUCGACGGGGUCGACGACGCCGCGGGGGCGGUCGAAGUCGCCCACGGUGAAGUAGUUUUUUGCGCGUAGCCGUGUACAUCGUAUUCAUCGCCGCUC
Messenger RNA from Micromonas pusilla CCMP1545, 2378 nucleotides. RefSeq lists its product as uncharacterized. The record is from RefSeq and is a predicted model, not a curated record. Lineage: Eukaryota; Viridiplantae; Chlorophyta; Mamiellophyceae; Mamiellales; Mamiellaceae. Bases 1 to 2337 code for a protein of 778 amino acids. The transcript has a single exon.